This is a messenger RNA of Chaetomium fimeti, 1663 nucleotides long. RefSeq lists its product as uncharacterized. The record is from RefSeq and is a predicted model, not a curated record. NCBI's taxonomy places the organism in Eukaryota, Fungi, Ascomycota, Sordariomycetes, Sordariales, Chaetomiaceae. The coding region runs from base 343 to 1356 and encodes 337 amino acids. The transcript has a single exon.
GGACUCGAAAGCGCUUGCCGGAACGAUUGAUAAACCUCGUGCGCCUACCUUGAAACACGAGCACGUCCUACCUAAGUGCUACUUCGACCACGUCACCGUCCCAGACAUCUUCGCUCCGUAUAUUUUCCAAGCCCCUCGCUGGCUUUCCCGGCUACGGUAAUAUGGAGGCGCGCCGCUUGAACCACGACACCAUAUUGACCGACGAUGCCGUCGCGGAGCUUAUGGCAAAAGAGGCGAGCGACACAGCCAUCAAGUACUCUUCAAUGGGCCUUGAAGCCUUCAGGUCAACGAAGUCAGUACUCUCGAAUCCAGACAACGACGUUUAUUGGACCCCGGUAACUCAUGUCACAUAGACCGGCGAACAAGGCGAAGCCGAACACGCGCUUCCUGGGGCGCAUCAUCAAAGAGACGACGAACCAUAAUGCCGCUCUCCUAGCGAAAGAGGCCGCAGAAGCCCAGGCUCGACUCCACAACCUGACCGAAGCCGAGGAGAAGAAACGGCGCAAGACUAACCCCAGUGCCUCGGACCUGAGACGCCGGCAACUGGGCGACAUAUCCUCGAUUUUACAAGGGCGGAAGCGACCGCAUGGGACUGAACGGGACGAGAGCCGGAGGCAAAGAGAUGCUGGCCGGGACAAAGAAGAGCCUCGAUAUCGGUCUCGCGACCGGGAUCACCGACGCAGCAGGCACAGCACGGGACAAGGAGACAAAGAAGAAGGGCAGCGACCGCGCAGAAAGCACGACGACCAAACAACGAGCGACCACCGCCGCCAUAGAGACAGGUCGCGCUCGCCGCGACAGAGGGAUCGCAAGCACCGCGAUCGCUCACCGCUGAGCAGCAGUGACGAGGACAAUCGGCCACGGCACUCAAGGUCACGGCGGGGGAAAUCCGGCAACGAUCAUGAUCUGAUCGCCAGCGAGUCAUCUCAGCGCAAAAGCUACGGACGGUUACUCCGGGAGGGCGACGAAUCCGCAACCACCUCCAAGACUAGCGGGUUGGCCGAGGGAGACGAAUCCGACCCGCUCGAGGAGCUUAUCGGUCCAGCGCCACCGUCAAACCCCCCUAUCAGGACGCGCGGGAGAGGCGCCAUUCGGGGCGCUGCGGCAAUGGACGGUCGGUUUUCCGAAGACUAUGACCCAGCCUCUGACGUGCAACCGGAGGAACCGGCCGCGACCGGCGACUGGGACGAGGCGGUCGAGACAUUCCGAGACCGGCAGAAAUGGAAACAGCAGGGCGCUGAGCGGCUCCGCGCAGCUGGUUUUACCGAAGAGCAGGUCAGGCAGUGGGAAAAAGGCGGGGAGAAGGACAUCGACGAUGUGCGGUGGAGCAAGGCUGGUGAGAAGCGUGAGUGGUAAGUACUGGUUGUCUCCCCUCGGUUUGACGCCACGGCCUGACACAGUUAUUAGGGAUAGGGGCAAAGAGGGCAAUUGUGCUUGAUGAAUAUGGUUGUUGGAUUAUGUGCAUCUCGGCGGCGUUUGGCAUAUUAACUCGACGGUUUGGGGGUAAUUGCAUUUGUAGGUUUGGGUUCCAUGGGACUGGGUUGUAACGGCUCUGGAAAAUGGGAGGCUUCCUAAUAUUUGUGGGAAAGGCGUAGAAAAUGAACGGUCAUGGCAUCGGACAGUAUUUCCCCGGGCAUCGUUUGGUCGUUCAGCCCGGCCGUGG